Molecule: messenger RNA, 1287 nt
Organism: Aspergillus aculeatus ATCC 16872
Lineage: Eukaryota; Fungi; Ascomycota; Eurotiomycetes; Eurotiales; Aspergillaceae
Exons: 2
Coding region: 1-1287 (428 amino acids)
Source: RefSeq, a predicted model, not a curated record
AUGUUACCUCCUCCCAAAAGGCUAGCGCAGGAAUCCGCCAUUCCGGCCAUUUGGAUGCGAUCCGGGACAUCCAAGGGUCUGUUUCUGCAUCGCGAGCAUCUCCCCGCAGAUGAGGCGAAGUGGGAACCCAUUCUCCUCGCUCUCAUGGGCUCGCAGGGGGCUCACUCUGGAGAAAGUGCGCCGCAGACCGACGGCCUUGGCGGGGGCACGUCCACGACGUCCAAAGUGGCCAUCGUGGGGCGGGCCUCUCGGCCCGGCAUCGACUUGGAUUACAGCUUCGUCCAGGUGGAUUUCAAGGCUGGUCGCGUGGACCGCUCAGGGACGUGUGGGAAUAUGGUGACUGGCGUGGGACCGUUUGCGUGGGAUCAGAAUCUGCUCGCUCCUUCAUCGGGAUGGUCAUCUCCUUUAUCAUCAGUAGCAGUAGAUAAGGAAAUUGGCGAGAUCAACUCAAUGAUCGAUAUCCAGGUCCUCGAUACCAAUACCGGCCAAAUCUUUCGUCUCACCAUGCCCAAUCCGCACUACCACCACCAGCACCCGGACUCACCUUCCAUCUCUCUGUCAACCUGGGACGCGAUCAGGGUGACCAUGGUGCAUCCAGGUGGUCAAAUGGCGGGGACGCUGUUUCCCAAGAAGGGGAGCAGCAGUAGCAGGAGCGAAGAAGAACGCACUACCUUGCUGGAGAUUCCUUGUGGCUGGACGGGCCAGCUCCUCCGCGUCCGGGCCACGUUGAUUGACUGUGGCAACCCGUUUGUGCUGGUGGCAGCGGCCGACAUGCCCGCGCAAUACCACCAGGAACAGCAGGACUUGCUGUUCAGCGACGCGGCUCGCCUGACGGUGGAAACGCUUCGUCGGGCUGGCUCCCUUUGUCUUGGGCUGGCGACCAGCUGGGACGCGGCGGCCCGCCAGAGGACAGUUCCUAAGAUCGCAGUGGUGACACCAGCUACAGCUGAAAGUGCUUCCGUAGAUGCGACGGUGACGGCUUAUAGUCUGGGCGACUUGCAUCCGACGAUUCAACUCACGGGUGCAGUCGCAUUGGCGGCCGCGCUGAGUGUGCCGGGGACUGUGCUUGCUGCUGAAACAACAGCCAAGGGGGGCAAUGGAGACCGUACCUCCUCCUACACAUCUUCCACCUUCCGAACCUGGCGCAUUGCCCACCCUCGAGGCACGGUGAAGGUCGAGACUGUUUCAUCGCGGAAGGCGGACGGGGCCUACUGCAUUGAGAGUGCAUCGGUGAUACGGACGGCGCGAAAACUAUUCGAGGGGCAGGCCUUCUACUCUUUGAGAUAG